Messenger RNA from Mesorhabditis belari, 1878 nucleotides. NCBI's taxonomy places the organism in Eukaryota, Metazoa, Nematoda, Chromadorea, Rhabditida, Rhabditidae. The record is from the annotation of a GenBank genome assembly.
AUGUGUUGGGGAGCGAUGUCACGAACUUCAGUAGCCAAAGUUUUGUCCUAUCGUCAUUUUCUACGGAUCGCUUUACCGCUACACAACGAGUCCGCCACAAAGGGAAUUUUUUCGUACUCGUUGUGUGCUAUGGCUUCCCGCCCAUUUCUCAAACGAGGCCAAGGAACCAAUUUGAAAUAUAAAAUAUCUUAUCCAUUGCUGAAAAAUGCCAACAAUUGCAAAUUUGUGGAUUCAUCAAAUGAAAAAGGACAAGAAGAAGCUUCGAAAUUAAAUGAAGAUGUGAUAAUUAACCAAUGUUCUACUCCUUUAAACACGAAAGAAUCAAAGCUGUUUGUUAUUGAAGAGAAAGAUGAUCAAAUGCAGCCUACGGAAGAAAUGUGGACACUUUCAAAUGUCGAUCGAGUUGAUAACCCUGAGAACUUUUUAACUCCAAUAUGUGGCCCAAAACUGGUUCCAAAAAGGAGAUCGCUAACUAUUGGCCCAUCGAGAUCUGGCUAUGAUGAGAAUUAUUUAUCGCCAGCAUUCUAUCCAUCACAUUCUAAGAGCUACAGAGAGCAAUCAGAAGAUCUAAAUAUCGAAGGCAUCGAAGCAAUAAGCUCGAUAAGAAGACCCCUCCAAGCCAUUGUUCCAAAUGGUUCACGGUAUCAAGAUGAAGGGGUUAUAACUAACAAAGAUAAGGUAGUCAGAGUCAUUGAUGAGCUGAAAGGAAACCAACCAAUUGAAACGUCUAUCCAAAGAUUGAAGAUAGAACCACUGCAUUUCCACACAAAUCCGGGUGCUUUACUGAAGGCUGGUGAUAAGCAACUUAUCACAAAGAAGAGCAUGACAACGGUUGAGAAGAAGUUAACUGAGCAGCUCCGAGAAGCGAUAAUGAACUUUGACUUGGCGGAGUCAGAGCUGAGGACGAAAUAUCAACGUCUUUUCAAUGAAUUGCAAGAGCAGAAACAAGAGUUGGACGAGCAGAAGAGAAUUCAAAAGAUUGAACACUUUGAGAGGCUGAAGAAUGAACGAGAAAAGAUUGAUUUAACAAAACGUGUGAAGGAUCAACGUAAAGGCUUUUCGGAAAAAGAAAGAACACUUUCGAAGCAGCUCGAAGACGCAAAGAUCACCUCGAUGAAGCACUAUUCUCAACUCGUGGACACACGGAACAAGUUGAAGAAGGCGGAAAAUGAGCUUGAGAAGACAAGAAAAGAAAUGGAGAAGAAAGAGAAGCAGAUUGGAAGGAUGAACAAUCGAAUCAAACAACUCGAGAAAGGUCUUUAUGUGAAUCCAUCGAUUUCAACAAGCCAAGAGACGUUUAUUAUUGAUGAGGAAGACAAAAGCCCCUUGAAGCCCAUUGAGAAUGAAGCAAGAACUCAUCGAAGCAAGACUGAUGACUUCAAAGAAAACGAAGAACAUCAUACAGGGAAUUUGAAUGAAGCAAAAUGUGACUGCACGAUCGAGCACGUUUCGGAUGGAGACAUCGCCUGGAAACGAGUUGAAGUUCAAGUUUACCACUACGGCAAAGCGAAAGCCACCGAAGUGCAAUUUGCUGAAGGCCUCAAAAUACGAUUGCAUGCAAGUAAACAGUUUGAUGUAUUGAAAAAGAAUGGCGAAGUGAUCUCGGUUCUUCCUGAUCGAACCCGUUGGGAGAGGACGUUGAAAAAUGGGGGCGAGUUUCAGCUGACCAAAUUCUCACCCGAUUCUGAUCCAAUGAGACACGAUGAAAGUAAUGAUCAAGCCGUGAGGAUCUACUUGAAUGGAAUCGGGAUAUGGUAUGAUGAUGGGUGCACAAGGAUAUCGACAAGAACUCUAGCGAUCCAAAUCGCCGUGUCACCCGUCUCUAAAGGAAAGAUUCAACAUUUGAAUGGAGAACAAAAGAUAUUGUGUCUCGAGUGG